This is a messenger RNA of Protomyces lactucae-debilis, 520 nucleotides long. RefSeq lists its product as uncharacterized. The record is from RefSeq and is a predicted model, not a curated record. Bases 17 to 202 code for a protein of 61 amino acids. The transcript has a single exon. Lineage: Eukaryota; Fungi; Ascomycota; Taphrinomycetes; Taphrinales; Protomycetaceae.
ACUCGAAACACGGCAAAUGUACCGAAAUGAGUCAUCCUCCAGCAGAACAAACGGGCCGCAUAGACCUACUGAGACGAGAGUAUUUUCCUCCUUUCCAAGUGUGCAGCAAGCUGCGAUAGGGUUCCAAAUGCUCGACAACAGCGAGUUCUCUUCAGCUGAAAGUGUCUCUGUCUCGCUUGCAGUAAGGAGUGAGGACGACUGACGAAUGUGAGUAACAUCGUGCGCGACAAGAGGACUGUUGCGUCGCACCGAAGAAGGAGAACCUUCAGCGGCUUGAGGCGAACAGGGAAUUACUUUGAAACAAGACAUCUUUUGAGGGAUGUACCUUGAAUCGGUGAGGGUAUUCAAAUGAAGGGACUCUCGAAGUUGUAGGAAAGGGAAGAGGUGUGAGGAGCAUAAGACAGGAUUUCGGGUCCUACUUAUGUUUUUCGUGGGCCUUGGUUUGGUCUUGAGUCAUAUUACAAGCAGUAUUUGGUGACGAAUGGCUCGUGAGUCAUACUGGAGGCUGGCAAUAUUGCAG